UCCAACCCCAUGGCAGUCACAAAGGGCAAAGGUCAUACGUUACACAGGGCAGCAUUGACCUUUGGCUGCCACACCAAGAAGAUGCAAGAGACUUCUGUGUGGCUAAAGAACUUAGGGAAACCAACCUACACUGGCUUGACAGACACACAAGCCGCAAGCCGCUUUGACGACUUUCGGAACAUGGAGCGUCAAAGCAUCAGUUACGUGCUUCGUAUAAGACCUGAGGAUGAGGGAAAUGCGAAUGGUGUGAAGACACUGAGGGUCUUGCUGGCUGGAGAGGGAAGAAAUGAGGGAGAGAGUGGACGGGGCCUGCCUCGGUCGGGAGUAGUAGUAGCAGCAGCAGCAGCAGCAGCAGCCGCGGCAUUAAGUAGACAAGGUGGGCCUGCUACUGGUGCUGCAGGCUACUUGAUUCGCUGGACCCGAGAAGGCCAUGGUGCCAGUCGCCGUGUCUGGGAGAAUGCGCAGCAGCUUCAGCAGCCGGUUUCCUGUAGUAUGAAUGGCCCCCGGGUUGCGCAGCCUGGGCCACUGCCGAAGGGCAAAUGUGGCUCCAGCAACAGGUUCGCCCGCUGGCAGCUACAGGAGCUGGAGCUUGUUUUCCAGCGCACUCAAUACAUCACUGCAGAAGACAGAAAACGGCUGGCAGUGUGUCUGGGUGUGUGUGAAGCCAAAGUGCGGAAUUGGUUUCAAAAGAGAAGAGCAGAAUAUAGGAAAUAUCACAAUCCAUAAACAAAGGCUCAGAGGUGUUCCUCCUCCUGAUAAGCACAGCACCUUUCCCUGAAGAUUGUGGAGGGGUCUCGAAGUUAGCCCUUGCCUAGGAGCCAGAUGCAGAGGCUAUCCCCCCUCCUCCACCCCCCGCCCCCCCACCAACCUAUUGUUUCAGCCAUAUCCUCUCAGCACUUGUGCUUUCAAUAAA
This is a messenger RNA of Mus pahari (shrew mouse), 913 nucleotides long. RefSeq names its product rhox homeobox family member 1-like. The record is from RefSeq and is a predicted model, not a curated record. The transcript has 5 exons. Bases 10 to 726 code for a protein of 238 amino acids. Lineage: Eukaryota; Metazoa; Chordata; Mammalia; Rodentia; Muridae. Gene Ontology annotation, molecular function: DNA binding.